AUGGAUAAACCAACUUGGUGGCCCGGAGAAGAACACGCAGCCUUCACCGAAUGGGCUCUUGCCCAGGGCGUCAUCGCCAAUGGCGUCACACCAGCCCGAUUCCCAGGCCGCGGGUUGGGAAUGAUAGCCACCCGGAAAAUCAAAAAAGGAGAACCGGUGGUACAAGUCCCAACAAGUGUCAUUUUGACAGUGGACACCCUCCCAACCUCAUUCAGGGACCAAUUCCUCGAAGGCACGCCCGUGCAGGCCAUCAUGGCCGCCUACCUCACGCACGGCAGCGAGCAAGAACUCUCCAAAUACGACCUAUGGCGCAAAGCCUGGCCCACACGCCAGGACUUCGAAGACAGUUUGCCGAUGUUGUGGCCCGCUGCUCUGGGCGGACUGACCUGGCCAGAUAGUGAUCCUGCAACGGGCACCCGGCCAAACUUCCUCCCACCCUGCAUUUCAGGGCAGUGGAACUCCAUCCAGAAAGACCCAAGCACGAAAAAGUACGAGACCGAGCACCAGAACCUCCUCGCUGGUCAGGAACAGCGGCUCGGAAAGGCGUGGGCGGAUGUUACGGCUGUCCUGCCGGAGACGGAUUGGCGGUCUUUCUCGUACCACUGGCUUAUUCUCAAUACGAGGAGUUUCUACUGGGUUGCGCCAGAUCAGGAGCCGCCGGAGGAUCGAAAUGAUGCGAUGGCGUUGUUGCCUUUUGCGGAUUAUUUUAAUCAUUCUGAUGUUGAGUGCGAUGUCAAGUUUGAUGCGGAUGAGUAUACUCUCCGGGCUACGGAGAAUUAUGAAAAGGGCGAUGAAGUCUAUAUGAGUUACGGGAGUCAUCCGAAUGAUUUUCUGUUGGCCGAGUAUGGAUUCUUCCUCGAGCAGAACGAGUCAGACUGCGUCUACCUCGACGAUAUCAUCUUCCGAGACAUCACCAGCCCCGACAAACGAGAAGAACUAUCCCUGAACCAAUAUUACGGUAACUAUCAAGUCACCUCUCAGGGUGUCUGCUAUCGCACCGAGGUAGCAGCGUGUUUAAAAUACAUGAAAGAAGAGGACUGGCGGAACCACGUCCUCGAAGGCUCCACCGAAGGUGUGGAUGAAAAGUUGUCCGGAGACAUUAUCAAGGAUUGGCUUCGGGCGUAUUGCAUAGAGGCGGAAGCCGCCGUGGAUGCAUUGCGGGCGGCAAUGGAGUCUGAUGCUGUCGUGCAGGCUCAUCGCCAAAAGAGCGAGACGCUCUUGCGGCGGUGGGCACAGAUCAAGGAGGUCUGUGAGAGUGCAUCUAGGGCGAUUGAUCUGUAG
Molecule: messenger RNA, 1281 nt
Organism: Penicillium cinerascens
Lineage: Eukaryota; Fungi; Ascomycota; Eurotiomycetes; Eurotiales; Aspergillaceae
Exons: 5
Coding region: 1-1281 (426 amino acids)
Biological process (GO): peptidyl-lysine monomethylation
Molecular function (GO): protein binding; protein-lysine N-methyltransferase activity
Source: RefSeq, a predicted model, not a curated record